Dendrobium catenatum is the source of this 3806-nucleotide messenger RNA. RefSeq lists its product as uncharacterized. Lineage: Eukaryota; Viridiplantae; Streptophyta; Magnoliopsida; Asparagales; Orchidaceae. Gene Ontology annotation, cellular component: nucleus. The record is from RefSeq and is a predicted model, not a curated record. Bases 385 to 3339 code for a protein of 984 amino acids. The transcript has 2 exons.
AAUGAUAAAAAAAGGAUGAAAGGGGAAAAGAACAGGGAACAGCGACAGAAGGAGAGAAGAGGAGAGAGGAGAGAGGAGAGAGAGAGAGAGGGCGAAGGUGAAGCAGAGCUUUUUUACAGGGGAAGCUAGGGUUUGGCUGAAGUGACGGAGAGGGUUUGAGAGAGAAAUAAGGAAUGAAGAGGAAGUUGGUAUGGAGAUUAUGAGGAUGUGCGGGAUCAACAGUUGAUGUCCGGUGACGUCUAGGGCUUUUACCAUUAAGAAAACUUCCAUAUAUACUUCAUCACAGAUCUUUACGACAUGGUUUCCUGGAACAGCUAAAGAGGGCAAACCUAUCUUGUAAGCAUGAUAUAGUUAGAAGAGCUUAUUAUCCUGUGUUUUAGCAAUAUGACACUUGAAGAUUUCUUCACUCUUACCGAAAUGAAAAAUGGUCUCACAACUUGUGCAAGAGUUGAAGAGCUAAUAUGUGUGAUGCAAAAACUGAGUUGUGUUACGAAUAAUGUGGGCGAUGCAGCAAGGCAAUGGUCAACUGCUGCGAGGACUCUAGCUUCCACACAAAAUAAGGAAUGCCUUAGUCUCUUUGUUCAUUUAAAUGGGUUAGGCUUUCUCAAUCAUUGGCUGCAGGAAGCUGAUAAAUGCAGCAAAGAUGUUGCUGAUGGUGAAGAAUUGAUUAAUACAUUAAUAGGAUCACUUGACAAGCUCCCUAUGAACCCUGAAAAGUUAAGGUCAUCUGGAAUAUUCACAACUGUUGAGAAGCUUUUUGGCCAUACAAAUGCCAAUAUCAAGGAAAGAGCUCGAAUGCUAUUUGACAAGUGGAAUAACAGAACGGCUAAUGAUAACGGUUGCCAAGAGAUAGAGAAAGACGGUUCGCAUACUGUUGGUAAUUUCAAAACUUCUAGUGAUAUACCCUCCAUUGAGGUCAAACAUACUGUGGAAGAAGUUGUUGACAAUUCUUUUGCCCAAACAUGUGAUGAAGGGAGCUGCAAAGUUGGUUCAGGUAGAAUUCAAAACCUAUUAGUAACAAGUGACAAUGAUCACCAGUCAGGGAAUGCAGAUGAUGUAAAAUGUUCAACUCCUAGUCAAACCUUGCCAGUGUUAUCUUCCAUUGAAAAUGAACAUCACACGUUGCCCCCAACUACCUUAGUCUCUGAUUCUGGUCAAGAGAAUUUUUCUGUUCAAGAAGGAAAUUUUAUUCCUAAAGCAGGAAUUGUAUUUUCCACUGCAACUGCAUCUCCUGAGAUUCAGGUCAAAGAUGAUGAUCCAUGCAACGCUUCAGCAACGAAUGAUGUCAAGGAAGAGGAGAACAGGGGGAGAGGUGACUCACGGGAGUUUCGAGAGACUUCUAGUGUUUUGUCAUCUUCUGAUUUAUCUGUGACUUCAGAUACAAAAAAUUCUAAAGUUGUUCGCAGUGCAUCAUGCAAUUUAACACUAAACGAGGGAAAAUCAACUUUAUCAGAUGCUAAGGAAACCCUCCAUAGGUGUGCCAGUGUAGAUGGGGCAUGGCCAGAAUAUUUGAAAACAAUGAAGCAGGUUAAAUCAGGUGAGCAUGAUUCCACAGACAUCCUAGGUUCAAGUAAGGGAAGCUCAUGUAGAAAAGAAGCUUCAGAAAAUACCGGUGAUAUUGAUGACAGCAAUGAGCCCAAUUUGAAUACAUGCGAAGGAGUCGAUACAUUGAUGUAUGAUAAUCCUUCUAAAGCUUUAAAAGAUCAGGUAAGUCGAGAAAUGGAGAAGAGUUCAGAUUCAGAACCUGAAUCAGGAGAGAUGGAUGCAUUAGAAAUUGCUCGGCUGGUCGCAAUCGAAGUUGAAAGAGAAGUUGUUGAUUACAGAGAGGAAUUAUGUAGCUCUUCUCCGGAGGCGAGCUCAAAUGAGGUUAUGAAUACUGGAAGCCCUAGUAUUGACGAAGGCAAGCAGGGCCACCCUAUACUUGGUGAAGCCAAUGGGAAUGAAUUAGUUCCUAUUAACGAGGUAUGUGAUGUUGUCUCUUCUCCAAAAGAUGAUAAUCAGAUGCUCGUAGAAUUGGCUACAGAUCCUUCAAAACAGGAGCAAAUUUUGGAAUCCCAAAAUGGAGCAGCAGUUUUUCAGGGCUCUAAAGCUGGGGCUGAAAUGGGCAAAUUUGACUUCGAUCUAAAUGAGGAUGCCUUCACUGAAGAUAUUGAUUGUGCAGUGAAUCCUGUUCACCCAAGUAAUUUAGUCAACUUAUCUGCACCAAUAGCUGUUUCUGCUUCAAAAGGAGCUCCUUUAUUUCCGACCACCCCGCUAUGUUUUGAAGGUGGAUUGGGUUGGAGAGGUUCUGCUGCUACAAGCGCUUUUCGACCUGCAUCUCCUCGAAGGGCUUUCGAUGUUGAAAAGUCAGAGUCAGGCUCAAAGUAUAAAUCAAAUUUGAUCGAACUAGAUUUAAAUGUGACAGACUGUGAGAAUUAUUUACCUGUGGACGCUGCUUCAUUAAAAGAGGUGCCUGUUUCCUCUGGUAUGCCUUCAUGGAACUCAUCCUCAGAAGUUAGUUCACUGCGAACAGAGAAGAUAAAACUAGACCUUAACAGUUAUGGAGAAGAUGAAGCAACACCAUCUCAGUCACCACUUAUAAAGCAUCAUUUUCUGAACGGAGGCCAAAGCUCAUCAUCUCCGGCAUCAUCAGCAUCGCAAAGACAUACUCCACGCAAAAACUUUGACCUGAAUGACAAUCUGUUUUCAUCUGAUGCUGCUGUUUCCAAAAAUAUCAACCUAUCCAAGGCUCCUGCUAAACCAAAUACAGUUAAAACUGAUGAUCCAGUAAUCACCAUCAUGGGCUCAAGAAUGUCUGUGGAGAGGAGACCUGACACCAAUCAAACACAUCAGUCCUAUAUAGGAAACGGAUUAAGUUUUGAUUCGACCUUUCCGAACGGGCCUAUGCUACCUUAUCCGCAUCAAAUCCCGCACCCAAGCUAUGGCUAUUUUGCACCUGGUACAGGAAUGGCCUUACCUUUCCAACCAGCACUAUACAGUAUUGGAAAUAUCCCACACAUGGUUGAUUCUAGAGGGGCUACUGUUGUCCCCCAGUUACUGAGCGCAGCUGGAGCAAAUGGUACACCAUUAGCAACACUACCUUACUUAAUGAACAUAACAAACACCCCUUCAAGCUCUAAUGGCGGCGGGUCGUCUCAGCCAGGUUUAGAUUUGAACUUUGGUAUAAUGCAGAUGGAGACUGGAACUGCUGAAAUGGGGAACAUGAAGCAUCCAUUAAUGCCUGCGCAUCCUAGUUUGAUGGAAGAACAGAUUAAUGGAAAUCCCUUGAAGAGGAAGGAACCUGACUCUGGCUGGGAGCCCUACAGUUUUGGUUACAAACAUUUGGCUUCAUGGCACUGAAGAUUGAACUUUCUCACUUUGUUAUACUUUAACAUCCUAAGCUCACUUUUCCUUUUUUAUAUCUCAAUGGCUCCCUUCUUAAACAUGAAUGAUGGAGCUAUUCAUCUUCAUCUUCAUCUUCAUCUUCCUUCUUGUGGUGGAUCUUCCUUGCAGUUCCAGGUAUAAAAAAGUGAAUAAGGUCGAUUAUAUAUUGUAGACGUUUAGUAUGAUUGAUUAUAUGAUAUAUCUAUUUCUUGUUCUUUUUUUAUAGUGACCAGUCUUGCAAUUGAGAGAGAGAGGGAUGGGAUCUUCUGUGUACAUUUUAUCUUAAAAUUUCUAAAAAGUUGGGGGGUGCCAAGCUUUCUUUCUUGGUUCAUGAUGCAUUUUAUUUCAUCAUUCAUGUAAUUAGUUAUGCUUUCAUUUCUGAAAAAAAUACAGCCAAAAUGCUGCAAAUGCUAAUCUUUAUAAUGCUUUUCAUUUGGAUGAAA